This is a messenger RNA of Propithecus coquereli (Coquerel's sifaka), 1536 nucleotides long. RefSeq names its product actin related protein 2/3 complex, subunit 1B, 41kDa (gene ARPC1B). Lineage: Eukaryota; Metazoa; Chordata; Mammalia; Primates; Indriidae. Gene Ontology annotation, molecular function: actin filament binding. Gene Ontology annotation, cellular component: Arp2/3 protein complex; actin cytoskeleton. Bases 120 to 1238 code for a protein of 372 amino acids. The transcript has 10 exons. Gene Ontology annotation, biological process: Arp2/3 complex-mediated actin nucleation. The record is from RefSeq and is a predicted model, not a curated record.
AAGUGGCUGCGGCGCAGCGCGGGGCCCAGAGCCGGCUCGUCGCGUCGACUGCCCAGAGUCCGCGGCCCGGGCGCCCGCAGGUGAGGGGGCCGGGAGCCACCUGGAGGAGCGAAGCGGCCAUGGCCUACCACAGCUUCCUGGUGGAGCCCAUCAGCUGCCACGCCUGGAACAAGGACCGCACCCAGAUCGCCAUCUGCCCCAACAACCAUGAGGUGCACAUCUACGAGAAGAGCGGGGCCAAGUGGGCCAAGGUGCAUGAGCUCAAGGAGCACAACGGGCAGGUGACAGGCAUCGACUGGGCCCCUGAGAGUAACCGCAUCGUGACCUGCGGCACAGACCGCAACGCCUAUGUGUGGACACUGAAGGGCCGCACGUGGAAGCCCACCCUGGUCAUCCUGCGGAUCAAUCGGGCCGCCCGCUGCGUGCGCUGGGCCCCCAACGAGAACAAGUUCGCCGUGGGCAGUGGCUCCCGCGUUAUCUCCAUCUGUUAUUUCGAGCAGGAGAAUGACUGGUGGGUGUGCAAGCACAUCAAGAAGCCCAUCCGCUCCACUGUUCUCAGCCUGGACUGGCACCCCAACAACGUGCUCCUCGCUGCAGGCUCCUGCGACUUCAAGUGCCGGAUCUUCUCAGCCUACAUCAAGGAGGUGGAAGAGCGGCCAGCACCCACACCAUGGGGCUCCAAGAUGCCCUUUGGGGAGCUGAUGUUUGAGUCCAGCAGUAGCUGUGGCUGGGUGCACGGCGUCUGCUUCUCAGCCAGCGGGAGCCGCGUGGCCUGGGUCAGCCAUGACAGCACUGUGUGCCUGGCUGAUGCUGACAAGAAGAUGGCCGUCGCAACCCUGGCCUCUGAAACACUGCCGCUGCUGGCGCUGACCUUCAUCACAGAAAACAGCCUGGUGGCAGCGGGCCACGACUGCUUCCCUGUGCUGUUUACCUACGACGGAGCCGCGGGGACACUGAGCUUCGGUGGGCGGCUGGACGUACCCAAGCAGAGCUCGCAGCGCGGCUUGACAGCCCGCGAGCGCUUCCAGAACCUGGACAAGAAGGCGAGCUCCGAGGGCGGCGCGGCGGGCGGCGCCGGCCUGGACUCGCUGCACAAGAACAGCGUCAGCCAGAUCUCGGUGCUCAGCGGGGGCAAGGCCAAGUGCUCACAGUUCUGCACCACUGGCAUGGACGGUGGCAUGAGCAUCUGGGAUGUGAAGAGCUUGGAGUCAGCCUUGAAGGACCUCAAGAUCAAAUAACCCGUGAGGAAUGUUGCCUUCAUCCCAGCUGCUGGGGAAGUGGGGCAAGGGGGUCAGGGAGGUAAGGGUUGCUUUGCUGAAUGUUUCUAGGGUACCAGUAUGGGUCCCCACAGGGGCUGCUCCCUCCAAAGGGGAGGACACAGGCCUCAAGCAGGGGCUUUGUAGAUGUCUUACCUAUUCAAGGAAUAUGUGCCUUUUUCUUAAAGAAAUGCUUUGAUUUAUUGUAAAAAAUGCCCCCAAAGCACUGUGCUGGUCAUGAACUGCUUCAAAAUGUGGAGGUAAUAAAAAUGCAAUGGUG